UCUGCGGUGCGCGCUGUAGCUGAAAGUAGGAGUUUCGCCGCUCGAUUCACUCUAAACACACAGUAGGGGUUUUUUUGUAGUUUUUUAGUUGCUCUGCACGUGAAAUGGUUUGGCUUGUUUGUUAGAGAAAAACAACCAGCGAAAGUGUGAAAAGCAAAUAUGCAGACGGAGAACGAGGAUGAGGAUGAGGCGUCCUGUGAGGAGUACGUUGCCCGGUCAGAUUUCACUGGAAGUAGCACCGAUCAGCUUAGUUUCAGCAGAGGGGACAUACUGCUCGUGCACGCCAAGCCCUCCUCAGAGUGGUGGUGGGCAGAGCUGCAGGGGGUCAUAGGUUAUGUCCCUGCCAGCUACAUGAGCCAGGAUGCUGCAGGGGAGGAGGACCCCUCAAUAGAAGAUCCGUGGCAAGAUGAAGAAUACUUUGGCAAUUAUGGAACGCUGAGGCUUCACCUGGAGAUGCUGUCAGACAAGAGCCGCACUGAGGCAUACCGGCAGGUUAUUCUCAACAACAGUGCUUCUCUCAGCAGCAAGAGGGUAAUGGACCUCGGCUGUGGGACUGGCAUCAUCAGUCUGUUCUGCGUUCAGUUGGCACGCCCCUCAAUGGUGUAUGCUGUGGAGGCGAGCUCAAUGGCAGAGUACACCAGACAGCUGGUGAAGCAGAACGGCUAUGAUGAGGUGGUCACGGUGCUUCAGGGGCGGGCUGAGGAGAUCGAGCUGCCUGAGCAGGUGGACGUCCUGGUUUCUGAGUGGAUGGGUAACUGCCUUCUGUUUGAGUUCAUGGUGGAGUCAGUUCUGCUGGCCAGGGACCGCUGGCUUAGAGAUGGUGGCACGAUGUGGCCCUCCUCUGCGGCCCUCACCUUUGUGCCAUGUCAGGCCGACAGCUAUUAUGCAGAGAAAAUGGCCUUCUGGGAGCGGCCAUACGGCCUCGACUUCACUCCUCUUCAGCCUUUGGCACAGCAGGAGUUCUUCACCAAGCCCAAGUUCAGCCACAUCAUUGAACCAUGUGACUGCCUCGCUGCUCCUUGUGAUGUCAUCUCCCUCGACAUGUACACUUUACAAGUGGGAGACCUCGAGGAAAUGAAGGGUCAGUUUCAUUUUUGUGUGGAGAAGUCUGCAGUUUUCCAUGGAUUCACCGCCUGGUUCACUGUUUGCUUCGAGAGCCUGGAGGCAGGAGGCGCAACUGUGGAGCUAAACACCGGCCCCAACUCUGGGCCAACACACUGGAAGCAGACAUUGUUCAUGCUAGACAGGCCUGUAAGUGUAUGCGCAGGAGACUCGAUCAGUGGAACAAUUGUCCUCCAGAGAAAUCCUGUCUGGAGACGCCACAUGACCGUUACCCUGCACUGGACCAUUAAAGGGGGCACAGACAAUCCAGACAACUCCCAGGCUGGAACAAAGAGUUUCCCCAUGUGGAGGUGACACAUAUUCGCUCAUCACCGGUGGAGAUCUAAAAUAGAAAAAACAGUCUAAUAAAAUUAAACUGUUCGGCUGUGAGACUGCUGCUGAAGCGGACUGGUGUGUUGCAAUGAAUGUGCCAGAGAAAGGCCUGCUAUCAUAGUGUUGAGCCUGAUUGCUGCAAUCACACUAUCCUAAGAGCACGUUUACUGCUCCUUUUUAUUGAAGGACAAAAGUACUUUACAUAAAGCAGCGCUGUGUCGCACAGCUGGAACAUCAGUUAUUUUUUUUGUUUACUGAGGUGCAAAAAAAAAGACAAGGUUGAGUCACACUAGGUUACUUUUCAUCAAAUGGCAUAUUGUUUUACAAUAAGCAUUUAACUUACAUUUUUUAUUGGUUGUACAUACAUGCCACUAGGCUUUUAUGCAUUUAGAAGAACAGAUUAACGAAAACCAUAAAUUACAAUGGUUUAAGAUAUGACCUUUUUUUCAUUUUAACAUUGUAAGAUCAGAACAAUGUACGCCUCUGAAAUGUUACAAACAUUAGCCUAAAAGAUACCUCAAUAAAAAAUAUUAUAGUGCUUAAAGAUAACUGCUCACAAUGGAAAUCACCAUCUUAAAAUAACAAUUAGUGAACUCACAUUGAUAUAAAUUAAAUAAAAAUUGGAACUGUUUCAAC
Neolamprologus brichardi is the source of this 2070-nucleotide messenger RNA. RefSeq names its product protein arginine methyltransferase 2 (gene prmt2). Gene Ontology annotation, biological process: chromatin remodeling; peptidyl-arginine methylation, to asymmetrical-dimethyl arginine. Gene Ontology annotation, molecular function: histone methyltransferase activity; protein binding; protein-arginine N-methyltransferase activity. The record is from RefSeq and is a predicted model, not a curated record. Lineage: Eukaryota; Metazoa; Chordata; Actinopteri; Cichliformes; Cichlidae. Gene Ontology annotation, cellular component: nucleus.